AUGAAGACCAACACUCUGCACUCAAUUCGCGGCAACCAGCGUCAUUGGGACCUGGCGCGCAUGUUAAACCAUCGUACAGCCUUCCCCGCCGAAACAUCGACCGUGGCCCUCGGCGAGUUCGACCCAGACGCCGCGCACGACACGCUCGCGUUCCUGCAGGACGAAUGCCGCGUCCUAAUUAUCGGCGCAGGUGGCCUAGGAUGCGAAUUACUAAAGAACGUAGUGCUCUCAGGCUUUACAAAAGUGGACAUUAUCGACAUGGACACGAUCGACGUGUCCAACUUGAACCGUCAGUUCCUAUUCCGCGCCGCAGACGUGGGCAAGCCCAAGGCUGAAUGUGCAGCAGCGUUUGUUCGCACUCGCAUGACCUCAGAGGACACGAAGGUGGACAUCACGCCGCACUUUAAGAAGGUGCAGGACAUGGACGCGGACUUCUAUCGCCAGUUCCACGUGAUCCUCUCGGGUCUCGACAAUAUCGAGGCACGUCGCUAUCUGAACUCACUCGUCGUGUCGCUGGCUGAAGUGGACGAGGACGGAGAAGUGGAUCCAUCUACAAUCAUUCCUCUUAUUGACGGCGGCACUGAAGGUCUGCGUGGUCAGGCGCGUGUCAUUAUCCCCAGGAUCACGAGCUGCUUCGAGUGCUCCCUCGAGACGUUCCCACCGCAGAAGAGUUUCCCUAUGUGUACUAUUGCAGAGACGCCCAGACAACCAGCACACUGUAUCGCCUACGCGUUCAUUGUCCUCUGGCCACGAGAGUAUCCCGAGAGGAAAUUGGAUAAAGACUCACCCGAACACAUGCAGUGGGUCUAUCAAGCUGCUAGAGAUCGGGCUGAACAGUUUGGAAUCGCUGGUGUAACGUACAGUUUAACGCUGGGGGUGGUGAAGAAUAUCAUCCCAGCAGUAGCGUCGACUAAUGCAGUGGUGUCAGCCAUGUGUGUGAGCGAGGCGUUCAAGGCCAUGAGCUACUGCAGUCGCUUGAUGAACAAUUACCACAUGCAUAUGGGCGCAACAGGCUGCUAUUCGCACACGUUCCAGUACGACCGAAAACCUGAUUGCGUCGUGUGCUCGUCGCAACAAAAGUCGCUGCAAGUGGAUCCAGACACCAUGACACUGCAGAAAUUGAUUGACGAGCUUUGCGGCGACGACUUUCGACUACUGAAACCCUCAAUCAGCUCGGCCAAUGCGAAUUUGUUUAUGCAGGGUCCACCAGCUCUGCGUGCUGCUACCAGUCCCAAUCUAGUCAAACCGCUGCGUGAAUUGGUGAAGGACGGCGAGAACCUCACGAUCACAGACGCUGUUUUUGUAGGCGACUUGGCGCUGUCAUUGCAGAUUAACUUCAAGCCAAAGAUUAAAAAUGGGCAGCCGCAUCAUGUACGUGAUGUCUUCCUCGUCCGAGCGCACAAACAUUCUGACAAACCUGGGCGGGACGUGAGGUCCGCCGAACCCGACCGUCGCCGGGUUCUCUUCGGUGUGGGCUUCCGACGGUCGCACCACGACCCACACAGUUUCAUCCAUGGCCAAGCCGUCGAACUCGCCUUGGCCUUCACUGCGAGCUCUCCACACAAACACGACGCGAUCUAA
Phytophthora infestans T30-4 is the source of this 1581-nucleotide messenger RNA. RefSeq names its product ubiquitin activating enzyme, E1 family, putative. Gene Ontology annotation, cellular component: cytoplasm; nucleus. The record is from RefSeq and is a predicted model, not a curated record. Gene Ontology annotation, biological process: protein neddylation. Bases 1 to 1581 code for a protein of 526 amino acids. Gene Ontology annotation, molecular function: NEDD8 activating enzyme activity. Lineage: Eukaryota; Oomycota; Peronosporomycetes; Peronosporales; Peronosporaceae. The transcript is spliced from 3 exons.